Talaromyces amestolkiae is the source of this 2670-nucleotide messenger RNA. RefSeq lists its product as uncharacterized. Lineage: Eukaryota; Fungi; Ascomycota; Eurotiomycetes; Eurotiales; Trichocomaceae. The record is from RefSeq and is a predicted model, not a curated record. The transcript is spliced from 4 exons. Gene Ontology annotation, cellular component: fungal-type vacuole membrane. Bases 1 to 2670 code for a protein of 889 amino acids.
AUGGCUGACGACAGCACGGCCCCGCUGUUGAGCAGGGCCUCCACGAGUUCACGAGACACCUCAUAUUCGCACAAGCACCAUCAUCAACGACCAGAUUCACCUUCCUUUCAAUUAAGCUCCGAAUCAACUCCUCUUCUGCGACAUGAAGGUUCCAAUGGAGUAUCCUACGGGACCGAUAACCGAAGACGUUCAUCAGCAUCGUCAACGACCCACUCUAUUGAAGAUCAGACCAAGCAUCCGCGAAGCCGCCAAUGGCCUAUAGUCAUUGCAGUAACAUUUCUACUUGCUGCUGUUCUUUUAACUUUGAUGUUUGGUUUUGCAGCGCCGGCUGCAGUCAAGCAAUAUGCACAAGAAGCGGUGGUCUUCAAACCUCACCGAAUCGCCUUGGACUCGGCGACAUCAGAAGGCGUGUCCAUAAGGGUUCAAGGAGACUUUUCUCUCGACGGAUCGCGGGUAAAACACCCAUUUGUACGAAGUACGGGUAGAAUCGCAACAUGGAUUGCCAAGGAAGUCGAAACCGGCGAGACGCAAGUCAACGUCUAUCUGCCCGAAUAUGAUAAUGUCCUUCUUGGCCGCGCUUUUCUGCCCGCAGUCAAAAUCAACAUUAGAGAAGGGCAUUCGAACAUUAUCGACAUUGUGGCCAAUUUGCAAUCUGGAGAUGUGGCUGGUAUUCGCCAGGUUGCGGAUGACUGGAUGAACGGCCGACUUGCUCAACUCCGUGUGCAAGGUACCGCGGAUGUUACCAUCAGAUCUGGGAUUUUGAAGUUCGACAGUCAGGCAAUAACAGCUGAUUUAGCUUUUACUGGUAACCUUUGUCCUGCGCUAUCUGAAUAUUCAAUCACUGAUUUAAAGACAGAACAAGAUAUUCCCCACCUACCAUCUUUUAGCAUAGAUAAGCUGAACGUGCAUGAAAAUCCAUGGAAUCCUCAAGAUCCCGGAAUCUCUGUGGAGGUUGCUGUCAGCAUCUCAAAUGAUUAUGCGCUAUCUGUGGUUAUUCCUCCUUUAGGAUUCGACAUUCUUCUUCCGAAUUGCAUCCCCACUGAUCCGCAUAUCCUGGUCGCUAAUGUGACCACAGAAACCGUCAAUGUAGAGCCGGCGUUGCCUGCAGUCGUUGAUGUUAGUGGUAUCGUUCGGCGACUACCAUCAGAACUGACAAGGGUCUGUCCGGGAAAGAAGGACUCUCCUCUUGAUCUGAUCAUUUCGGCUUAUCUCAGAAAACAUAAGACCGUUAUUUACGUUCGCGGUGGCGAUCCGCCUUCUUCAUCAACCCCAACAUGGAUGGUAGAUUUGCUCAAGAGUGUUACCAUUCCAGUUCCAGUGACCGGUCACGAUUUCGGUCAAUUGAUCAAGAACUUCUCCAUGACGGACGUUCACUUCUCCCUACCUGAUCCAUUUGCGGAACCAAAUUCUCCCGAAGCACAACCCAAAGUGUCUGCAAUGGUAAAAGUAAUGGUUGAAUUACCCGAGGAAAUGAACUUUGACGUCGACAUUCCGCACGUUCGAGCAAAUGUCGACAUUUAUUAUGAAGGCGACCAAUUUGGCAUUCUCGAUCUGAGCGAGUGGCAGCCUUCCAAUGCAACCCGAAUUGAUGACCCAGACAGCACCCGUCCGUUGUUAUUGGUCACAUUUGAAAUCAAAGAUGGUCCAAUACAAGUCACCGACAGCAAUGUUUUUUCCGACGUAGUGCAGUCAAUAUUGUUCGGGAGCGAUCCCGUCGAGCUAGAUCUACAAGCGCUUGUAGAUGGAGAAUUAGCUACUACGUUGGGUCAAUUCAUUAUACAUGAUAUCCCGGCGCAAGGAACGAUAGAUGUCAAACCCCCGUUCGGAAGUUCCAUCGGAGGUUUGAUCAAGCCCAGACUUGAGUCUUUUGAAAUCUUGCAUACGACACCAUCGACAAUCUCUUUGCAAGCCACGGUCAACUUUACCAAUCCUACGCCGUAUUCUGCAAGCAUACCAUAUAUUGAUUGCUUGAUGCUAUUCAACGGAACCGCUCUUGCACAUGUGACGGGGCGUGCGUUGUCAGUUGUGCCAGGGGAUAACAUCGGAGUCGUUUUCGAGGCUUUAUGGAGUCCUCUGGCUGCUGGUGGGGAUAUUGGUAUAAUUGCAGGCCGUGAACUUCUUUCUAGCUACAUCUCGGGUUUCAAUACCACAGUGACACUACAAGCCCAUGAAGGUUCCCUGCCUGGUUUGCCUGAUAUAGGCAAAGCGUUGUCAGGUAUUAGUGUGGAAUUUAUGGUUCCAAAGAUGGGAGCACCUGGAGAUGAUGGCGAUGGCGAUGGCGAUGAUGACGAUGAUGAUGGCAGCCCGCAUUUCAUCAAGGAUGCAACUUUACAUCUCUGGUCCUCCACGGCGGUCUUCACCCUCAUAUCUCCUCUCAACCAUUCUACCUUAUAUAUCGACAAACUCGAUGCAAUAGCUUUAUAUAACCACACCGAACCCAUCGGACGAAUAGACUACGAUCUCCCCUUUGCUGUUCCUCCCGGUGAAUCCGAAACACCAAAAUUGCCCGUCACUCUUGACUUUGGUGGAGUUGGCUACGAUGCCGUUCGACGAGCUUUAGGGGGCACAUUAUUGAUGGAUGCAAAGGCCAAGGUUGGCAUUACGUUGGGCGAGUACUCAACGACGGUGUUUUAUCAGGGCAAAGGGAUUGGUGCGAAGAUUCAGAUUUAG